Messenger RNA from Hordeum vulgare subsp. vulgare (domesticated barley), 924 nucleotides. RefSeq lists its product as uncharacterized. The transcript has 8 exons. The coding region runs from base 300 to 812 and encodes 170 amino acids. NCBI's taxonomy places the organism in Eukaryota, Viridiplantae, Streptophyta, Magnoliopsida, Poales, Poaceae. The record is from RefSeq and is a predicted model, not a curated record.
UACAAUGUGAACUAAAUAAGAUGAUUAUUAUUAUCAGCUAGGACAUUUAUUCCAUCACAUUAAUGGCAUUAAUUCAUGCACCAGAUAUAGAUCUUAUCAUACAUUUCCUAGGCAAAAAUUAAUGUAAUAUUAAUCUGAUUUAAUAGGAAAAUAUUUUGUUUGAUAUAUUCAAUGAUCUUCCAUAAAUAUAAGCACAGAGAGCUCGGCUAUAUAUAUUGUGAUCCACUGGAUGCAGACCAACAAGGUCAUUAUUAGAUACCCCAGAUUUCUACUCGUUUGAUAAGCUCCAGAUCUUGAGCAUGAGAAGGAAGCCUUGUAUUAAGGAGGAAAAUUUACCUUCAUGGUUUAUUGUUAAAGAGUAUAGACGGGCUACAGGAAGAAUUUACAAGACAUAUUAUGAUGCAUACAAUAAACAAAUGUAUCGUUCAAUAGGGGAAGUGGCAAAGGCUUUUGGACUUGGUGGCAAGAACAAACCUUGUCCGAAGCCUCUGGAUAUUAGGAAGGAAGACGGCUCAUGUGGAUCAUUACCUAUGGUAUCUUACACUAUAAUCCCUGCAAUCCCUGAUUAUGUUGGAAAGGACAUUGCUAGUGACUCAAUCAAUUUGGAACAAGAAGAACUUAAAAAGACUGGAGAUGUUGCAAGCACCAUGAAAGGAGAAGAAGAAAAGGAUAAUGAAGAAAUUGGAUAUGCUGCAAGCAACUUGAAAAAUGAAGAAGAAAUGGCUAAGAAGAUCAAUACUCCUUGGGAAAAUGCAGUAAGCAUGGAGGAUGAAGAUGUUGCGGAAGAAGUGAAGAGUCGGGACCAUGCUUAGACUCAAGAUCAAGGCUUGACAUAUAUCUGCCAUAUGCCUCCUUCAAAUAAGAUCUACGUCGUCUAAUUAUCACACAAUAUAACUAAUGUGUUUGCGUUUUGCAAUAAAGUAU